This is a messenger RNA of Portunus trituberculatus (swimming crab), 2407 nucleotides long. RefSeq lists its product as uncharacterized. Bases 261 to 2213 code for a protein of 650 amino acids. The transcript is spliced from 9 exons. Lineage: Eukaryota; Metazoa; Arthropoda; Malacostraca; Decapoda; Portunidae. The record is from RefSeq and is a predicted model, not a curated record.
UCUUACAUAAGUCUCAAGUAAUACCUCGUGAAAUAACGUCCCGUGAUAGUUCUAUAUGCAUACGUCUUUGUGUAGUGGACAUAAGCUACUGUAGGAGUAUUAAUGCGAAUAAUGUGGAGAAGGAGUCAAAGCAACCGACCUAUCUCAUCUCCUUAUUUGGUCACAAUUGGAGGUGGAGGUGGGACUCUUUGGAAGGGAGCUGAGCGUGAGAAGUCUCGGUCGGUGAGAGGCGCGUUGUGUACAAGUGACUGAGGGUGAGUAUGUGGUGUGUCAUCACUCCACCAGCCAUCACACGGGGAAGGAAGAUGCCAUUUCAUAAAGGUGUGGAAACCCUCAGUACUCUGUGUGUUCAAAGAAUAGGACAGUUAUUCAUUGAAAUUACUAAAUGUUUGAAUCGUUGUAGUACCAGUAAGAAAAAAGGAAUACUUGCUGGCCAAAAACUUGCAAAUAAAAAGAACUUGGAUAAAAAUAAUGAGAAAAAAAGUGAUGAAAAAGAUGUCCAGAGCCAGAAUGUAACCAAAGAAGGGGAGGAAAAGGAGGAGACUCUCAAGCCAGAGUUAUCAGAGACCAACGGACAUGCAGUACCUCAGGCAGAACAAGUACUAGAGGCACUGCUCACUCCACCAUCACAAAAUGAAGAGGAAAAGAGAAAAAAGCAUGAAGAGUUGGAGUUGUUGUGCCAAGACAUUGGUCAAGCAUUGACCUCUCACUCCCACGUCACUCUGCAUAGAUCACUCUUCACAUCCAUCAGCUUGUGCCUUGACCCUGUUUAUAUGAAGGAGAAAUGGUGCCGCCAUACCAUUCAGAGUGUUCUUGUACUUUUCCUGAAUGCAAGUUUAAGGGAAUUAGAUUUUGGAGAAAGAAAAAUGUUUUCAGAAUAUGAGAUGUGCCAGGUUUUGGUUGAUCAACUCCAUCAUGCAGUGAAGUUAGAAAAACUCAUAAUUGGUCGGCCAUGUUAUUGGAGGUCACAAAUUUUUGAAAAUCUUAAUGUAAAGUUAAUGCAAUUGCCUCAUCUUGUGGUCCUAAAAAUCCAGUUUAUUUGUACUCCAGAAAUGAUUAAUGGGCUUUCCCAAAACUGCCCCAAUUUACGUGAGUUGUCUGUGAGAGGUUCUGAAAAACUAUCAGAUGAGGACUGUGAUGAAAUAGCCAAGUGUGAAGGACUCGAUUGCCUGGAUAUAUCAGGUACUAGAAUUACUGGUAAAGGUUGCUGGAAGAUUUUGGAUUCUGUGAAAAAUCUUUCAUGGCUACAUCAUUGUGCUUUUAAUUGUAAUUCUGACUCUCUAUUGUUUGAGUCUCGGACAGAGUUGUUCAACUAUGUAAAAGAGCAGUUGAGUACAGCAGAUGGGGAACAGUUGUUGCAAGUGUCUCAACCUGAAAUGACACUGCGGGAUGUCAACUUUAAUUUGAAGAAUUUUUGGCUCUUCAAUCCCAUCACCUAUGACUUGAUAACAACUUGCCUCUGCCCAGACCUGGAACAUCUACGACUUGAUUUCAUUUUCCAGGACUUACUUGAGGAACCUGAAGUUUCAAUUCUUUCAUCUCUUACAAAGCUGAAGAAAUUGGAAGUCAAUUUUUAUGACCAGUGCUUCUAUAAUCUAGGCAAGGCAAUGUUGGAAGCUUGUGGUGAAUAUCUCACCUGUCUAUCACUUCACCUGGCAGAUGACUGGUUUGUGGUUGCUCCGAUACACAAUGUUGUGGCAAGCUGUUGUCCUAACUUAGUCACCCUUCUGUUCUCAGGAGACUACAAGGUGGAGGGAGAACGCCCUGACAUGGCUCGACACACUUUAGAGGAGUGUGACGAACAACUUGAUUUUCAAAUUCCUGGGCCAGCACAUCCUCAUCUCUUGCACCUGAGAGUAACUGGUGUUGUGAGUGACCAGCGACUUCGUUUCUUGCUGAGCCAUGCCCCAGCCCUUCAGACCAUCCACCUUGAUGGGGAACUUGAGUGGCUGUAUGAUGCUACUCUGGCAACUGCUCUACAAAUCAAUCCUCUUCCAGAUUUGGAAGAGAUUUGGUUUAAUGUAUCAACAACUGUGACACUUGCCACUGUGCGACUCCUCCUGCAGCAAGAUAAUCCCCUCAAGUGUAUAGGUCGGCUGUGUCACAUGGGGGAAGCCACUAUGGGGGAAUACCAGGAGUUGCUGGCACAAGUACGUCAACACAACCUGAACAUUAAGCUGAUUUGGGUUACUGAUGAACGAAUCAGAAAGUGAGAAAGUUUAUAAAAGUCAGUGUAUAUACUGUAGAGGUGUUUAUGUGCAUAUGUAUAAGCAUAAAUUUAAGUUAAUUUGUUAUAUAAACCUCAGAGAUUAUAUAUUUAUAUAUAAACAACAUACAUUUAAGGUUUAUAUGUGAAACAUAUUUGCACAAUUUUUUUUAUUUUACAUUAAAUAAUUUAUAGAACUUA